AUGGCCAACCGCGCGUCAGCUGAUGCGGCCUGCGCGUUUGACGGGAUGCUCCCUCCUACGGACUCCGCCGCGUUUUUGACUCACUUCGACUUCUCCGCCAUCGAUGAAAUGGACCCUUCUCUCGGCAAGCCCCUUAUCUUAUCUGUGUCAUCUUGUGCCGUACUUGGUCCUUGUGGCUACCUGUGCAACUUGCUGGCUAACAGUCUCGCUGCAAGUGUCACUGUAGAAGCAUCCAAACCUGACGGUCACAUUCUCUUAUACGAGAGGGAGGUCCCAUGUGAGCUUCGGAUGCAGGAGGGGACAAAAGCUCCCCAAGACGUGGGCAGGCUCGAGCCUAUCAGGGUGAAAGUUUUAAUUUUGGGAGAAGAAGCGCACCCUCGGGAAGUUCGAAUCGAAGCAUCCAGCGAGAAUGACCUAUUUUUCCACUACACUCACGUGGCAGAUGAGAAGUCAUUUCGCCAGAUGCAGCAAAGCCAGAAGCUGAUGAUUGAAUUCGCGGAUUAUUCGCAAGUGCUGAUGAAGAUGCUCAACUCAUGCAUUAGAGAGCCCCACAGUUUUCUCGCGGUAUUUGUAAUGGAAACUACGGGAAAAGGACGUCUUGACUUUAUUCAGAACAUGGAGUACAAAUUCAUUGAGCUUUUGUCUUGCGACUUCCUCCAAAGCUCUGAGGAGGUGAUUAGGCAGCAAAUGUCAUUUCGCUACAACGCCCUCAAGUCGAAGCUUGCUCUUAUGCAUAAGUCUGCUGCCCAUCAGCUGCAGACAAAACGCACUGGAGUGCGAGGAUCCAGUUUUAGCCCCAAACCAUAA
Eimeria necatrix is the source of this 807-nucleotide messenger RNA. RefSeq lists its product as hypothetical. The record is from RefSeq and is a predicted model, not a curated record. The transcript is spliced from 7 exons. The coding region runs from base 1 to 807 and encodes 268 amino acids. NCBI's taxonomy places the organism in Eukaryota, Apicomplexa, Conoidasida, Eucoccidiorida, Eimeriidae.